GUGUGCUAUAUGGAGCCCUGUGUAUUGGAAUGGCUGCUGUGGCAUCACUAAUGGGAGCUUUGUUACAGGCUGCACUCAGCAUAUUUGGCAUGGUUGGUGGACCACUUCUGGGCUUGUUUUCUUUGGGAAUUUUGGUUCCCUUUGCCAACUCAAUUGGAGCUCUUGUUGGGCUGGUGGCUGGAUUUGUCUUCUCUUUAUGGGUUGGAAUUGGAGCUCAACUUUAUCCUCCACUUCCUGAGAGAACUUUGCCAUUAAACCUUGAAACCUAUGGCUGUAACAGCACAUACAAUGGGACAAAUUUGAUGACAACCACAGAAAUGCCAUUUUCUACUAGUGCUUUUCAGAUACACAAUGUUGAAAGGACUCCACUGAUGGAUAACUGGUAUUCCUUAUCAUAUCUGUACUUCAGCACUCUUGGAACUUUGGGAACAUUAUUCGUGGGGAUGCUUGUCAGUGUUUCAACAGGAGGAAGAAAACAGAAUGUAGACCCCAGAUUCCUACUAACCAAAGAAGACUUUUUAUCCAAUUUUGAUGUUUUUAAGAAAAAGAAGCAUGUUCUGAGCUAUACAUCUCAUCCCGUGGAAGAUGGUGGAACUGAUAAUCCUGCCUUCAACCAUAUUGAAUUGAACUUCACAGAUCAAAGUGGCAAGGCCAAAGGAACUCGUUUGUGA
Molecule: messenger RNA, 671 nt
Organism: Galeopterus variegatus (Sunda flying lemur)
Lineage: Eukaryota; Metazoa; Chordata; Mammalia; Dermoptera; Cynocephalidae
Product: sodium-coupled monocarboxylate transporter 1-like
Exons: 6
Biological process (GO): propanoate transmembrane transport; sodium ion transport
Cellular component (GO): membrane
Molecular function (GO): organic acid:sodium symporter activity
Source: RefSeq, a predicted model, not a curated record